CACAUAGAACUGAGUUCCCCAUAAAAAUAAAUUAUUACCGUAAGUAUACAUGUCACACAUCUCACAUCCCACAGUUCCUGUCGGCGGCUCAUCCCCUAAAAUAUACUACUCCAUAAAACUAUUUAAUCAUAGAUUCACUUCUUUAUAAAGCCUGCAUUUAUAAUUAUUAUAUUGAAAGAGAGAUUGGGUUGGGAAAGAAAUGAAGUUGAACUUAAAAACAUGGAGUAAUUUCUUGCGCAAGAACAAUCACUUUGUGGUUAAAUUAGCUGUUGCUUUUCUCUUCGUGGGUGUUGCUUUCAGGCUUAUCUCACCUCGAUCCACUCAAUAUCUUGAUGUUCCAGAAACCCCUUUUGUUGAGAGGUCUGAAACUCAAGGGUCUGUGAAUGUGCCUGAGAUUAUUGAGCAAUUUUACCAUGAAGGAAGCUGUAAUCUUAUGGUUGGGAAUUGGAUUCGGAACCCGGAGGGUCCAAGAUACACAAAUGAGAGUUGCCAGUUUAUUGAAAGUCAUCAAAAUUGUAUGAAGAAUGGGAGGCCUGAUACAGAGUAUCUUUACUGGAGGUGGAAGCCAAAGGAUUGUGAGUUGCCCCAAUUCGAUGCCAAAAAGUUUCUUGAAAUGAUGAGGAAUAAAGCCUGGGCACUAAUCGGUGAUUCAAUAUCGCGAAAUCAUGUUCAGUCGUUGCUUUGUAUUCUGUCAAAGGUCGAACAACCUCUUCAUGUUUACCAUGAUCCAGAUUACAAAAACAGAAGAUGGCUCUUUUCCUCUUACAACUUUAGUCUCUCACUUAUGUGGUCACCUUUUCUUGCUGAAGCUAAGAUUUUUGAAGAUUACAAUGGUGUUUCAACAUCAGAAAUUGAGCUGCAACUUGACAAACUUGAUUCACAUUGGACUAGUGUGUACGAUAAUUUGGACUAUAUAGUAUUUUCAUCAGGAAAAUGGUUUGUCAAAAGUGCAAUAUACUAUGAAAAUGACACAAUACAGGGCUGCCAUUACUGUCCUCAAAGGAACCUAACGGAGCUGGGUAUUCGUUAUGCUUAUCGCAAAGUAAUCAGUAACGUCUUUGACUAUGUCAUCAAGUCUAAUCACAAAGGCAUGAUCUUUUAUAGGAAUCCAACACCAGAUCACUUUGAGAAUGGUGAAUGGUUCAGUGGCGGGAACUGCCAAAGAACAAAACCAGCUGAGGAAGGCGAGUUCCAGUACAAUGUGUUGAACAAACUUCUUCGUGAAGUUGAAUUAGACGAAUUUGCAAAGGCUGAAAUCAGGGCUUCUAAAGCUGGAGUGAAGCUUAAACUUCUUGAUGUGACUCCUCUUUCAUUACUGAGGCCUGAUGGACACCCUGGUCCAUACAGACACUUUCACCCAUUCGCAAAGGAUAAUAAAGAAAAAAUUGUUAACGACUGCUUGCAUUGGUGUUUGCCCGGGCCUAUAGAUGCAUGGAACGAUGUAUUAAUGGAGAUGAUUGUAAAAGGCUGAGUAGAUGAGGCAGAUAAUGACAGACCUGCCUUCAUCACCAUGUGAAUACCAGAGAUUCAGUUCAUAGAAUGAGGUUCUUUGUUCUAAACUUGUUUUCGACUAGUUGAGUAUAUGAAAUUUGUCUGUACUUGGUUGUCAACCUACCUUGUUGUUUAUUACAAUACAUUUCGAGUUCAAUGAUGAGGUAGCCUUUCUGUUUUAA
Molecule: messenger RNA, 1673 nt
Organism: Daucus carota subsp. sativus
Lineage: Eukaryota; Viridiplantae; Streptophyta; Magnoliopsida; Apiales; Apiaceae
Product: protein trichome birefringence-like 23
Exons: 3
Coding region: 200-1471 (423 amino acids)
Cellular component (GO): Golgi apparatus
Molecular function (GO): O-acetyltransferase activity
Source: RefSeq, a predicted model, not a curated record